Mytilus trossulus (common blue mussel) is the source of this 1736-nucleotide messenger RNA. RefSeq names its product insulin-like growth factor-binding protein complex acid labile subunit. The transcript has a single exon. NCBI's taxonomy places the organism in Eukaryota, Metazoa, Mollusca, Bivalvia, Mytilida, Mytilidae. Gene Ontology annotation, molecular function: protein binding. Bases 45 to 1736 code for a protein of 563 amino acids. The record is from RefSeq and is a predicted model, not a curated record.
AGCUGCUUGUUUUGCUAGAUCUAUCUUUCGACCGAAUCUUUACAAUGAAUGAAGAUGCAUUCGAAGGCCUUCAUAAUCUGCGAAGUCUUUAUCUCAGUAAGAAUUCAAGAUAUCCUGUUGAUGAGAAUUUAAGUUUGCCAAAAAAUGUAUUUAAAUAUUUAGUCAAUCUUACCGUUUUGGAUCUUUCGUAUAAUAACAUAGACUCACUUCAUGAAGAAACAUUAAAUGGACUUUUGAACCUGCAGCAACUUAAACUCAACAAUAACUUGUUAAAAGAACUACCAAAUGAUUCCUUCCAAUAUACACCAAAGCUUGCGAUUCUUGAUUUAUCUAAUAAUUUUUUAAAUAAUGUGACUGAAGGUGUGUUUAAUGGACUACGAAACCUGCAUCAUCUUUAUCUAAAUGGUAAUUACAUGCGCAAUAUUCAAAACAAUGCGUUCAUAUCGUUAAUCAAUCUAACUGAUCUAAAUUUAUUGACUAAUACGUUAAAUUAUGUCAAUGAGCAAAUUUUUGCUGGACUUCCAAAGUUGCGUCAUCUUUACUUAGGAUCCAAUUGUAUAAAAGAAAUAUCAAAUAAUACCUUUGGAAAUAUGACAGAUCUCAAAUUACUGGAUCUUUCAAAAAACUCUCUGUCGUCGCUAAAUGAAAAGACAUUUAUAGGACUUCGACGCCUGGAAGAUCUCAGACUUAACUUAAAUCUCUUUAAGUAUAAUACGAAACAGUUACCUCCAGGCUGUUUUCAACCUUUAGAAUCACUCAAACAUCUUUCUGUUCAAAUGAAUAAUCCACAAAAUGUACCUGAUACUUACAUUCUUCCAGAUGAGACAAUUAAGGAUUUGAAAAAGUUAAAAACACUAGAAUUAGACGUUAAUUUCGCAAAAGAAAGAAUUCUAGGAAUAGGAUUUUCUUCAUUAUAUAAUCUCUCUUCACUUGUUUUCAGUAGUUAUAGUAAAUUUUCUUUAUUGAACGACACAUUUAGAUAUACAACAAAUUUAACACAUUUUAGCUGUAAAAAAUGUAAUAUAAUGAUACUAGAGACUGGUACGUUUUUGUUUCUAACUCAGCUUAAAUUUGUGCUGCUAGACUUUGUUUGCCCCGUAAGUUAUGACCCUCAUCAAGUGAUUCACAUUAUUCUAAGUAUGUCGAAGACACCAGUUGAAAUCCUAGAAAUUAAUAAUGUUGAUAUCAAAGUAUUUUUUACUUGGAAAAAGGUGAACUAUAUAUUGCUUGAUACACGAAUUCGUGAACUUCAUAUAACAAACAAAGACAGAUGUGUCCGCAAGACGUCAAUCUUUCCCAUCGAAAAAGUUUUACCAACACCAGUCAGUUUGCAAAGUCUUGAUUUAAGUAGCAAUGGUAUACUUCAAAUCGGUCUCAAUUUGACUUAUGUUAUAUUCCUGGACUUGUCAAAUAAUGAACUAGAUGAUUUUUUAGAGGAAUAUAGCUACGCGAUGAACGGAAUAAGCAGACUUGAGUAUAUAUGUCUCUCUAAUAAUUUAAUCAAACACCUGAUUUCUAAACUAUUCAUAAACCAGCCGAGAUUACGAAUUAUAGAUUUAAGUUUUAAUAAGCUUACAAAUGUGAGUUUUGAAUUAACUCAUUUAGUAGAUUUAGAAAUUUUGAAUGUAUCCAGUAAUACCAUACGAUAUUUGGAUGACGGAUCAAUGAAAAACAUUGACAGACUUUUCGAGAUAAGUAAAAGUGUUAAAGUUGACUUAAGCAACAACACGUUUUAA